Microsporum canis CBS 113480 is the source of this 1122-nucleotide messenger RNA. RefSeq names its product metalloproteinase. Bases 1 to 1122 code for a protein of 373 amino acids. Lineage: Eukaryota; Fungi; Ascomycota; Eurotiomycetes; Onygenales; Arthrodermataceae. The record is from RefSeq and is a predicted model, not a curated record. The transcript has 3 exons. Gene Ontology annotation, molecular function: metalloendopeptidase activity. Gene Ontology annotation, biological process: proteolysis.
AUGCAAUUCUUCACCGCACUCGCCGCGGUCGGUGCCCUCGUGGCUCCGGCCCUUGCUCUCCCAACCCAAGUGCCAGCAAACCAAUCUCUCAUUGACGUCCAGCUCAGUGCCACUGGCAACUCCAUGAUCAAGGCUGUCAUCACCAACAAGGGUACCCGUGCCUUGAACUUGUUGAAGUUCAACACCAUCAUGGAUGAGAACCCAACUGCCAAGGUUAUGGUCUUCGACAAGAAUGGUGCUGAGGUUGAAUUCACUGGCAUGCUUCCCCGUUAUGACAUGAACUCCCUCUCUACCGACUACUUCGCUACUCUGGCUCCCCAGGCUAGCGUUGAGCACUCUUUCGACAUUGCUGCCACCCACAACAUCAAGGAGAGCGGCAAGUACACUCUCUCCGCCCACGGGCUCAUCCCUACCGCUGAGGAGCACGGAACCACCAUCACUGGACAAGCAUUCUAUGAGUCUAACACCCUCGAGAUGGAAAUUGAUGCCUCCAAGGCUGCUAUGGUCCCCAGGGCUUUCGAGGAGCUUGAUGCCCACAUUGUUGGAACCAUUGACAAGCGCAGCGGAAUAGUUACUUCCUCUUGCGAUGCCUCUCAGCUCCGUAUCGUCAAGCAGGCCCUUGCUAACUCCAGAAUGCUUGCCCUCAACGCCGCUCGUGCUGCUUCCUCCAACCCCAGCAAGGUCCGGGAAUACUUCGGUAGCAGCGACAGCAGCAUCAUGCAGAAGGUUGCCUCCCGCUUCCAGUCUGUUGCCCGUGAAUCCACUGCCUCCGGCGGCCAGACUACCUACCAUUGCACCGACAACCGUGGAAGCUGCAAGCCAGGUGUCCUUGCUUAUACUCUCCCAUCCACGAACACCGUCUACAACUGCCCAAGCUACUACCGUGAACCAUCUCUCACCAAGCGCUGCCACGCCCAGGACCAGGCCACCACCACCCUCCAUGAAUUGACCCACAACCCAGUUGUUGUAAGCCCCUUCUGCAAGGAUCUCGGAUACGGAUACAGACUCGCCACUGGUCUCCCAACCUCCAAGGCCAUCCAGAACGCUGACAACUACGCCCUCUUUGCCAACGAGGAAAGCAGUCCUGUUUUCUUUGUUCCUGUCUUUUAUUCAAAUGGUUAG